This is a messenger RNA of Neoarthrinium moseri, 1401 nucleotides long. RefSeq lists its product as uncharacterized. Gene Ontology annotation, biological process: regulation of transcription by RNA polymerase II. Bases 1 to 1401 code for a protein of 466 amino acids. NCBI's taxonomy places the organism in Eukaryota, Fungi, Ascomycota, Sordariomycetes, Amphisphaeriales, Apiosporaceae. The transcript has 2 exons. The record is from RefSeq and is a predicted model, not a curated record. Gene Ontology annotation, molecular function: transcription coregulator activity. Gene Ontology annotation, cellular component: mediator complex.
AUGGAGCUAGCCGCAGGUGUCGGCGAAGUUGUUGCGCGACAUUCUUUGACCCGGAAGAAGCCGGCCGCACCGCCACAGAUGCCGCGACAGUUCGAGACUGUUUUCUCAGACGAAUUACACGGCACUCCAUUGGACGCCACAUGUCCCCUUCCGCGCACCGCCUCACCCUCCCACAAAGACACCCAAGCAACCAAAGACGCCGAGCUGCACAAGAGCGAAGACAGACGCACAUCACACGUUGGGGCUGAGCUACCCUUGUCCUCACAGCUCCGGUCCCAUUUAUUAUUUCUCCAGAAGAAGGCGGCCGGCUCUCUCACAUGUUCACAUAAGCUCAACCUCGACGCGCCCUCCUUGUCUCUGUCCCUACUACAUGUUGGGGCGCCAGACGCAGCAGCGAUGGACAAGCAGAUCUCGGUGCGCUUCGAGCGCGUCGAGAAGGCCCUCACCACCCUCAUCGACUCCAUCUCCAAGUACAAUCCCUCCACCAACCAGGGCACCGAGCUGGUGACGGCCGACGCCGAGCUCUCCAAGGGCCUCGAGGAGCUCCAGAUCCACCAGCAGAACUACGCCCGUAUACAACACCUACACAGCAUCACCAACACUCUCGACAAGCAGAUCAAGGACACCCUUACCCAAUUGGCCCAGGCCCGCAAGGAGCUCGUCAACACCCCGGCCACCACCUUCCCCAGUGGUCCCAACUACCCCAUCAAGUACGACGAGCUGCUCGACUUCGCCCGUCGCAUCUCCAAGACCACCCUGCCGCACCAGUCCAUCAUCGCAGCCGCGACUGCUGCCCAGCCUGCCGUGUCCGAGUCCGUGGUCAAGCCGGACAGUGGAACCAACACCGCAGCCACCACCCCGGGCGGCACCCCGAAUGGCGCGUCCACGCCCGCCCAGCAAGUCGUCGGCACCACGCCUGGAGGCGCCACGCCCGCACAGAACGGAGAGCCUCCCCUGGCCAGCCAGCAGACGAACACGAGCCUGCCCGAGAAUAUCACUGCGCACAUCAACCCUCUCGAGCGCGCCGACUUCAUUCCAUGGCCCACCGAGGACCUAGUGCGCCAGGGCGCACUCGCCAACAUCGCCUACCUGAUCGAGAAGGGUAUCAACCCAGAGGGCUACGACCCCGCCGCCGAGGAGGAGCGGAAGAAGCGGGAGGAGGAGGCAGCAAAGCAGGAGGAAGAGCGCAAGCGUCUCGAGAGGGACGAGAAGGAGCGCCGCUAUAGGGAGCAGCGCGAAAAGGAGCGCAUCCAGCGCGAGAAGGAGAUCGAGGAGAGCUACCGACGGGCAAGCGUCACCCAAGGCCCCGGCGCCGGGCCUUCUGCCUCAUCGCCCACGGGGCCGCCCGAGAAGAAGCAAUUUCAGUUCAUGGGCGGCGACGACGACGACGAUAGCGACUAG